AUGGGUGGGAAAUGGGAAGCUGUGGUCAAAUCCCUUAAAUUCCAUCUGAAGAGGACAGUUGGGGAUGCUCCUUUGACGUACGAGGAAUCAAUAACAUUGCUCGUACAGAUAGAAGCCAUCCUCAACUCGAGAACACUGGAAGCACUCAGCGAUGACCCAGAUGACGUCUCAGCCCUCUCACCAGGACAUUUCAUCAUCGGCUCUCAGAUCAACGCAGUUCCAGAACCUUUGCUUCUCGUUGUCGCAGCCAACCGACUAUCGAGAUGGCAGUUUCUGCAGCAACGACUCCAACAAUUUUGGAAACUCUGGUCCACGCAGUAUCUUCAGCGACUUCAGGCAAUCUCAAAGUGGCAUCACCCUUCCAACGAGAUCAAGGUAGGCUCACUCGUUCUCAUUACUGAUGAACGCUUGCCUCCAGGUAAAUGGCCCAUGGCUCGGGUCUUGAAACUCAUACCAGGCAAGGACGGAUUGACCAGGGUUAUCGAACUGAAGACAGCCAUAACCACCCUCAUUCGACCAAUCGCCAAGUUGGCUGUACUUCAUCAGCUUUUUCAAGAUAGCUCAGCCACGCAGAUUCAGCCAGCAUCUCAAGACCACCCAGAUGCGCAGAAUUCAUCAACGACCAGUCGCUGA
Molecule: messenger RNA, 633 nt
Organism: Hylaeus volcanicus
Lineage: Eukaryota; Metazoa; Arthropoda; Insecta; Hymenoptera; Colletidae
Exons: 1
Coding region: 1-633 (210 amino acids)
Source: RefSeq, a predicted model, not a curated record